Messenger RNA from Hevea brasiliensis (rubber tree), 1981 nucleotides. RefSeq lists its product as uncharacterized. The transcript is spliced from 12 exons. NCBI's taxonomy places the organism in Eukaryota, Viridiplantae, Streptophyta, Magnoliopsida, Malpighiales, Euphorbiaceae. Gene Ontology annotation, cellular component: endoplasmic reticulum. Bases 986 to 1762 code for a protein of 258 amino acids. The record is from RefSeq and is a predicted model, not a curated record. Gene Ontology annotation, biological process: GPI anchor biosynthetic process. Gene Ontology annotation, molecular function: N-acetylglucosaminylphosphatidylinositol deacetylase activity.
UCCCUCAUUCCUCAGGUUCUCCAUUUCUGCUCCAAAAGCUCUUCGGCCGUUUCUCUUGGCCAUUUCUGUUGGGACGAGAACUUCACCUCGUUUCCUUUUCUUCGGUUCCAUCGGUCUCAACACAGAAUCGUUCUGAGCAGAUUUCCAGGAACUCAUUCGUUGCAGACUUAUUUUCUGCUCACUAAGGUCACUUUAUCCUGUUACUGGCUUUUUUUUUUUCAUGCGUUUUGCACAUUACUGGGACUGAACAAUUGAAGCGAAGGAAUAUAUGGUUAGAAAUUUUUAUUUGUAGUGAGGAAUUGGAAAAAAAAAUCUUGUAUUAUUAAACAUUUAAAGUCAAAGGAAUAUGGUUAGAAAAUCUUGGAUUACUUCUAAUUCUUAUAUGUACUGUAAUAAAUGGAUUAAUUUUGAUUUGGAGGAUUACAAGUGAUCCAGAGAUGAGUGGGCCUAAUUUUAAACUAAUUACUAUGCCGUGCAAUCAUUGUCAAUUACCCCAAAAAAUUAGUUACAGAUAUAAUCUGAAAUUAAUGGGGGGGUUUGUUGAACUAAGAGCUAUUUAAAAAGCAUAGAAGAUGUGGUCGUUUUAUGGAGCUAUAAUUGCUGAGUUUAUAGCUACCCUCUUGUUUUUAUACAUCACCGUUUUUGACUGUGAUUGGUUAUAAGAGCCAAACUGACCCUGCCAAGAACGCUGAUGCAUUUGGUGGUGUUGGGAUUCUUGCUAUUGCUUGGGCCUUUACUGGCAUGAUCUUCGUUCUUGUUUACUGCACUGCUGGUAUAUCAAUGAAUUUUCGGGGUUGGACCUUUCAUUGGUGCUGCAGUUGAUGCAUUUUACCACCAGCAUAUCUCUUGGGUCAUUCAGGAGCACUUCCAACAUAUAAUUCAGGGGAAAAAAGUCCUCUGUGCUCGUGUUGGCCAUUCAAUUAAAGAGAUAAGAAAUUGCUGAAUAAAGAGAAAAAGGACUUUGUAUCACGCAAUUGCUUGGUAGAUGAGCUGGCUAGUGGUUGUCCUGUCACUAAUUGUACUCUGGAUUGCAUCCUUAUGCAAAAUUAUCCAUACAUUGAGGUUACCUUCCAGGACUUUUCUUUUGAGCAAUGGUGGAGCUUUUUGCAAGAAAAAUGUCCUGCUGGUUGUUGCUCACCCUGAUGAUGAAUCCAUGUUCUUUUCUCCAACAAUUAGCUAUCUGAUUUCGAGAGGGCAUAAUCUUCACAUUCUAUGCUUGUCGAUUGGUAAUGCAGAUGGUAUGGGAAAUGCUAGAAAACAUGAACUCUAUAAAGCUUGUGCUGUUCUCAAGGUUCCAGUUCAACAAGUGAAUGUUUUGGACCAUCCAGAGUUACAGGAUGGCUUUGGCCAAAUUUGGGACCAUAACUUAUUGGCGAAGAUCAUUAAAGAUGAGGUCUCUAGUCAUGAAAUUGAUGUGAUUAUUACUUUUGAUAAAUAUGGUGUUUCAGGUCAUUGUAAUCAUUGUGAUGUGCAUUAUGGGGUGCACAAGCUUUUACAUGAAAAUCCACGAAGUAUUGAAGCCUGGGAACUUGUCAGUACCAACAUUUUCCGCAAGUAUAGUGGACCAGUUGAUAUUUGGUUGUCUAUGUUAUUAGCUACCAAAGACACUAAAACAGUGAUGCAUUGCUUGCUAAAUGAGCAUCCCCAGAAGAGUUUCCAUGCAAUGUCAGAACACUCAAGCCAAUGGGUUUGGUUCCGGAAACUUUUUGUUUCAUUUUCCAGCUAUACUUAUGUGAACACUCUCAGAAAGAUCAGCAUGUAGGAAUAUGCUAAAGUUGUCAGAACCUAGUGAUGCCUCUCUGUGCUAAUAUUUAUCUGAUUUUGGCAUGUGCCAUCUUUUUAGCACACAUUCUCGUUAAUCUUCAUCCAUGUAUGUCAGCUGAGUUUUUGAUAUCAAAUUUUAGCACUCAUGAACGCAAAUCAAGUCUUCACAGCAGUAAAAAGAAUGUCCUAAUUGAAUAUUAUUAGUUGAUUGCUUGCU